AUGGAGGCCUUUGCACCCGGAGCCACGGUGAUCCACUCCGUUAGCCAGAAAGUGCACAAAGUUGGCGAUGACCGCCGGCUGCUGUGCCGAGCCCGUGUUGCCGAGCAGAUGCUGCGUCUCUUGGAAGUCCCGGAGACCAUGUCCAGCUCGGAGGAGACAGCAAUGGAGCCGGUCCAGGAGGAGGAGCCACUUCCUGGAGGAGCCGGGUACGAGCGGGUACGAGGUGUCCAACUUGAGCAGCAGCGGCGUGGGCCGAAUCCCCGUGUGCCACCCGUCUCCUUCGGGACCACCUUGCAAGGGCUUGGCCGUUCCUACAGCGGCAUAGUGCUCAAGCCCGCCGAGCCGACAGAGCCCGGGAAGAAGCGGGCGAAGACCGAGCCCGUGCCUUGGGGAGUCUUGCCAGCAAUGGUGCGCGCUGAGUUGCAGCGGGGCAUUCCGAUCCAUCUCGCCGGCAAGAGUGUGGCGGCUCUUUCACCGACGACUCGAGCCGUCGCCCAGACCGGCAUCGCGGAACAUGAGGUCAACGUGGUGCGCCCGGAGUUCACCAUCGGCAAGGCCAUGUUUUCGCACCAAAAGCUGGGCGAGCUGCCGAAGCAGGUCCCGGCCUUCCUGAUCAGCCGCUCAGACACGCUUGCCCAGACCGUUACGGUGGAGCUUGACCAUUCGUUCAUGCAGAUUGCCUUUUGCUCGAGCCAGAGGACAGCUAGGACCAGCAGGACGACUGCCGCCAUGAGCAGGCCUCCAGCAACAUCGCGCAAGGUCGGGCGCGUGGUGGUGCUACUGGCGCUGUUCCUGGUGUGUUUGCCAGAGCCUAAGACCAGCGCAUUGAACAGCGUUAGAAGUGUUCCCGAGCAGCUUCAGGCGAGCAACGCGGACGGCGCGGGCUUUGCUUGGAGCGGGGGCCGUGCCGUUUUCGAGGUGGGAUGUGAUGUAUGGCAUGGA
Messenger RNA from Symbiodinium natans, 942 nucleotides. The record is from the annotation of a GenBank genome assembly. NCBI's taxonomy places the organism in Eukaryota, Dinophyceae, Suessiales, Symbiodiniaceae.